Molecule: messenger RNA, 1411 nt
Organism: Dichomitus squalens LYAD-421 SS1
Lineage: Eukaryota; Fungi; Basidiomycota; Agaricomycetes; Polyporales; Polyporaceae
Product: farnesyl-diphosphate synthase
Exons: 4
Coding region: 184-1266 (360 amino acids)
Biological process (GO): trans, trans-farnesyl diphosphate biosynthetic process
Cellular component (GO): cytoplasm
Molecular function (GO): (2E,6E)-farnesyl diphosphate synthase activity; dimethylallyltranstransferase activity
Source: RefSeq, a predicted model, not a curated record
CAUCGAUUCGUUGAGUAUCUCGUGCCACUUCAUCUUAUUUCUCGUUCCAGCUAUAUAGGCAACAUCGCAUCGAGCUCCUCCUCUCCAUCGCACCUUCAACAGCCAGCCCUUCCCUCGCUCCGCUGCCGAUACCCGCCCUCUACAUCUUGCUCUACACACCGCUAAGCGCCUAUCAGACGCAUAAUGGCCGACGCUAAGGCACAGAAGAGACAGAAGUUUGAGAGCAUCUUCCCUGUCCUCCGCGAUGAGCUCCUCGGCUAUCUCAAGCAGGAGGGCAUGCCAGAUGAUGCAAUCACUUGGUUCCAGCGCAACCUCGACUACAACGUCACAGGCGGGAAGCUCAACCGUGGGAUGUCUGUUGUCGACUCCGUCGAGAUCCUCAAGGGACGGAAGCUUACCGACGACGAGUACUUCAAGGCUGCUCUUCUCGGCUGGGGUGUCGAAUUUCUCCAAGCCUAUUACCUCGUCUCGGACGACAUGAUGGACCAAUCGAUUACUCGCCGUGGACAACCAUGCUGGUACCGCGUCGAGGGCGUGAACUUACUUGCUAUCAAUGACGCGUAUCUGCUCGAAGGCUCCAUCUACUAUCUCCUCAAGAAGCACUUCCGCUCCGAGCCGUACUACGUCUACCUCCUCGACGUUUUUCACGACACAACUUUCCAGACCGACAUCGGGCAACUGAUUGACCUCAUCACUGCCCCCGAGGAUAACGUCGACUUGAGCAAGUUCUCGCUUGCAAAGCACCAGAAGAUCGUCAUCUUCAAGACCGCCUACUACUCCUUCUAUCUCCCUGUCGCCCUCGCCAUGUACAUGUGUGGCAUUCCCCACUCAUCGACGAACGACCCCUACGAGCUCGCGCAGAAGAUUCUUGUCCCGCUUGGCGAGUACUUCCAAGUCCAGGACGACUUCCUCGACUUCGCUGCGCCUCCAGAGGUACUCGGUAAGGUUGGCACGGACAUCAUCGACAACAAGUGUUCAUGGUGUGUCAACACCGCGCUCGCGAUUGCAACCCCUGCGCAACGGAAGGUCCUCGACGAGAACUACGGCGUGAAGGAUAAGGCAGCCGAAGCGCGUGUGAAGGCGCUGUACGAAGAGAUUGGCAUUCGGAAGAGGUACGCCGAGUAUGAAGAGGGUGCAUACGAGCGAAUCAUAGGUCUCAUCGAGACUAUCCCUACCGAGGGUGCGGACGUCGGCGCGGGAGACGUGGAGUUGAAGAGGGAAGUGUUUAAGGUGUUCCUCGACAAAAUCUACAAGAGGCAGAAGUGAGUCGCGCGCGGCAUUUGAUUAGGGCGAGGGCGAGGGCGGCAGCCAGAAGUGGAUGUCGGUUCUGUAGUACAAAAUAGCUAGUCAUGUUCCUCCUGUACGUUUGAAGUACGUAUGUGGGAAUACGACUUCGUGUUCUAGCUCAAAC